Molecule: messenger RNA, 1410 nt
Organism: Neurospora tetraspora
Lineage: Eukaryota; Fungi; Ascomycota; Sordariomycetes; Sordariales; Sordariaceae
Exons: 4
Coding region: 1-1410 (469 amino acids)
Source: RefSeq, a predicted model, not a curated record
AUGGCCCCCGCCGCUGUCCAAAACCCUCCGGUCGCGACCGAGUCCAAGUCGGCCAAGAAGAAGAAGGCCAAGCAGGGCACCGAGUCCCCCGCCCUUGCUACUUCUUCGACCCCAGACAAGCCCGCUUCUCUCGCUGCUGGCAACGAGCCGUCUCAGGAGGGCGACUCGUCCAACCCCCAUAUCCGUGAGAUUCAAAAGGCUAUCCGCAAUGUCUCCAAGAAGAUCACCAAUGCUGCCAAGAUUGACCAUCUGGUAGCCGAGCACGGCAACAAGUCUCUCGACGACCUGGUGGCCCUCAAGAUCAUCAAUGCCGACCAGAAGGCUGCAUACCUCAAGAAGCCCGCCCUGCAGGCCCAGCUCUUCCAGCUUGACGAGCAGAUUGCUCUCCUCAAGAAGCUUGAUGCUGAGCACAAGAUCAACCUGACCGAGCAGGAGAAGACCCUUAGCGACAAGUUCGCUCAGGAGAAGGCCGACCUUGUUGCUGAGCUCGAGAAGAAGGCCGAGGCCGAUGCCGACAAGAAGCUCCACGACAGCUUGCUCCACCUCUCUCAGUUCCUCCGCCUCGCCGCGGCCCGUCGCGCCGAGGAUGCCGACAGCACUGCCGACGAGAAUAUGGCUCUCGAGGGUGUUCUGCUCCACAUCUACUCCGGCGACGAGAAUGCUGUUAAGAACAUGCUGAAGCUCGUCCAGGGUGCCGAGGAGCAGACUCGCAGCACUACUGGUGAGCUGCUCAAGACUACCUUCGCGCAGGUUAAGCAGAUCGCUAUUGCCUAUGCCGCUCCCUUCUCCCAGCCCGCCGCUGAGGAGCCCGUUGCCCAGGCCACCGAGACCGAGGCCCCCGCCGAGACCAAGCCCGCUGAGACUGAGGCUGUCGAGUCCAAGCAGGAGCCCCAGACCGAUCUUACUGUUGCCAAUGCUGGCCUUACCGAAAUCGACGAUGGCUCCGCUGUUGCCUUGACCAACGGAAACACCGAAGAGCAGCCUGCUACUGGCGGCGCCCCCGCCCAGACCGAUGCCGGCGACAGCACCGCCAACUCUGCUGCUGAGAGUGGCUGGGAUGUCUCGGGCUCGGCCGCUGCCUCUGCCGACCUGACUGGCUCCCAGGAGUGGGUUGAGGUCCAGCGCGAUCCCGCUGAGACCGAGAAGGGCCUUGAGGCUACCCCUGCCGCGCCUGCCAACACCCAGUCUUGGGCUGACGACCAUCCCGAGACUGCCGGCGCCCCUACUGAUGCCAACGACGGCUUCCAGUCGGUUCAGCGCAACCGUGGUCCUCAGCAGCAAGGCUAUCGCGGCCGUGGCGGCUACCGUGGACGCGGUGAUGGUCGUGGCCGUGGCCGUGGCCGUGGCGGUCCUCGUGGUGGUCGUGGAGGCCCUCGCCCUCCUCGCGCGGGUGGUGACGAGCAGCACUAG